This is a messenger RNA of Cucurbita pepo subsp. pepo (vegetable marrow), 2098 nucleotides long. Its product is annotated as ketol-acid reductoisomerase, chloroplastic. The record is from RefSeq and is a predicted model, not a curated record. Gene Ontology annotation, biological process: L-valine biosynthetic process. Gene Ontology annotation, cellular component: chloroplast; mitochondrion. Gene Ontology annotation, molecular function: ketol-acid reductoisomerase activity. NCBI's taxonomy places the organism in Eukaryota, Viridiplantae, Streptophyta, Magnoliopsida, Cucurbitales, Cucurbitaceae.
CUGCUUUCUUUAUCAUCCCCCACAUUUGCUGACUCCACUCAUCAAUGGCCGCCGCCACAUAUUUCUCUCCCUCUAUCUCAGCCUCAUUAUCAAAAACCCUAAAACAAGCUGCUUCUCUACAUCCUCUCACUCCAUCCAGCUUAGGAUUCUUGUCUUCCUCCUCCGCUUCCUCGGGAUCCUUCGCUCUUAAGGCUGUUGGUAUGGGUGGUGGUAAUGCUGUUGGCUCAGCUCUUGGUGCUCGCAUGGUGUCCGCUCCUGCGAUCAAGCCCUUAAUCUCGCUUGAUUUUGACACAUCUGUGUUCAAGAAGGAGAAAGUUAAUCUCGCUGGCCAUGAUGAGUAUAUUGUCAGAGGAGGUAGGGACCUUUUUCCCCUGCUGCCGGAAGCGUUCAAGGGGAUCAAGCAAAUUGGUGUCAUUGGUUGGGGUUCCCAGGCACCUGCACAAGCUCAGAAUUUAAGGGACUCGCUUGCUGAAGCCAAGUCUGAUAUUGUGGUUAAGAUUGGCCUGAGGAAGGGUUCCCGCUCUUUUGCGGAAGCUCGCGCAGUUGGUUUUUCUGAAGAGAAUGGAACUUUGGGAGAUAUAUAUGAAACCAUUUCCGAAAGUGAUCUUGUCAUGCUUCUGAUUUCUGAUUCUGCGCAGGCUGAUAACUAUGAAAAAAUAUUUUCUCACAUGAAACCAAACAGCAUUCUUGGGCUUUCCCAUGGGUUUCUUCUUGGCCAUUUGCAGUCAUUGGGACUUGAUUUCCCUAAGAAUUUUAGCGUGAUUGCUGUUUGUCCAAAGGGGAUGGGUCCAUCUGUGAGGAGACUGUAUGUUCAAGGAAAAGAGAUAAAUGGUGCAGGAAUUAAUUCUAGUUUUGCAGUUCACCAGGAUGUCGAUGGUAGAGCCACCGAUGUUGCAUUGGGAUGGUCUGUUGCCCUUGGCUCUCCAUUCACAUUCGCUACAACUCUUGAGCAAGAAUACAGGAGUGACAUCUUCGGCGAGCGAGGUAUUCUACUUGGUGCUGUUCAUGGAAUUGUGGAAUCCUUGUUCAGAAGGUACACUGAAAAUGGAAUGGCUGAAGACCUGGCUUAUAAGAACACUGUUGAAAGCAUAACAGGGAUCAUAUCGAAAACCAUUUCCACUAAGGGAAUGUUGGCAGUAUACAAUUCCUUCUCUCCUGAUGAGAAAAAGGAAUUUGAGAGAGCAUAUAGUGCAUCGUUUUACCCUUGUAUGGAUAUUCUCUAUGAAUGUUAUGAAGAUGUUGCCACUGGAAGUGAGAUCCGCAGCGUUGUGCUUGCUGGCCGACGAUUUUAUGAAAAGGAGGGUCUCCCAGCUUUCCCAAUGGGGAACAUUGACCAGACCCGGAUGUGGAAAGUUGGUGAACGUGUUCGACAAUCACGUCCUGCAGGUGACCUCGGCCCGUUAUAUCCUUUCACUGCUGGUGUAUAUGUGGCGUUGAUGAUGGCACAGAUCGAGAUACUGAGGAAGAAGGGCCACUCGUACUCUGAGAUCAUCAACGAAAGUGUAAUCGAAUCAGUGGACUCUUUGAACCCGUUCAUGCAUGCUCGUGGUGUUUCAUUCAUGGUCGACAACUGUUCCACCACAGCGCGAUUGGGAUCUCGAAAGUGGGCUCCUCGCUUCGACUACAUUCUCACCCAACAAGCCCUGGUUGCCAUUGACAAUGGUUCAGCCGUCAACCAAGACCUUAUCAGCAACUUCCUGUCCGACCCAGUUCAUGGAGCAAUUGAAGUAUGCGCCCAGUUGAGACCUACUGUUGACAUUUCUGUUCCAGCUGAUGCUGAUUUCGUUCGACCAGAACUACGUCAAUCUAGCAACUAAAACGUGCCAACGAUGCCCGUGAACUAGGUUAAUCGCGCUCCAUGAAGGACUGCUGUAUGUAUCUACGAAAUAUGUACUGUUAUCCUGAUUUUCUACGAGAUCUAGUUUAAGUCUAUGAUAAGAGUUAGUUGUGCGAGUGGUAGUAAUAAGUUGAAUGUUCCAGACUUUUUCGGGUCGUUUUGUCUAUGUCGUUGUAAUGUAGACUUUCGGGAUCGUGUCGGAAUUAUGAGCUACUACUAUUAUGGUAUCUUAUAUUAGUUUCAUCCUAAAUUCCCACUCUA